AUGUUGCGUCUUCUGUAUAUCGCGCUGUCUCUUUUCUUAUGCCUUCAGCUCGCUGCUGCAGAUCCUACCUCUCCGCGAGUUUCUAGUCACUCCGAGUCACUAGUGACUAAGUCUCUACUAUCAGCUCUCUUGGUGCGGCGAGGGAAGUUCAUCGCUCGAGCAAGCGUCUGUCCUGUUGGAGACGAGCAAUGCAAUGACGCCACCUGCUGUGCAUCCGGCACCUUCUGCUGCAAUGACUCUCUCGGGGGAUGCUGCCCGACUGGAUCUACGUGCAUAGCGAAUCUUUAUGAAUGUUCCAGUGUAGGCUCCGGUGGUGGUGGCGCAAGCGGUGGAGGUAGUGUCACGACGGACACUCCCACUCCCACUCCUACUCCACUUCUACUGCAACUGUGCUGCCCGGAACCUCUUCUACCGGCAGUGGUAUAA
Molecule: messenger RNA, 426 nt
Organism: Suillus paluster
Lineage: Eukaryota; Fungi; Basidiomycota; Agaricomycetes; Boletales; Suillaceae
Exons: 3
Coding region: 1-426 (141 amino acids)
Source: RefSeq, a predicted model, not a curated record